Otolemur garnettii (small-eared galago) is the source of this 1074-nucleotide messenger RNA. Its product is annotated as aldo-keto reductase family 1 member B10. The transcript is spliced from 9 exons. Bases 34 to 891 code for a protein of 285 amino acids. Gene Ontology annotation, molecular function: aldose reductase (NADPH) activity. Gene Ontology annotation, cellular component: mitochondrion; cytosol. The record is from RefSeq and is a predicted model, not a curated record. NCBI's taxonomy places the organism in Eukaryota, Metazoa, Chordata, Mammalia, Primates, Galagidae.
GUCUGCUGACUCACAACCGAUUCUGCACCAACCAUGGAGACUUUUGUGGAGCUCAGGACCAAAGCCAAAAUGCCAACUGUGGGCUUAGGAACCUGGAAGUCUCCUCCAGGCAAAGUCAAAGAAGCUGUGAAGGCGGCCAUUGAUGCAGGGUAUCGCCACAUUGAUUGUGCCUAUGUCUAUCAGAACGAGAAUGAGGUGGGGGAAGCAAUCCAAGAGAAGAUCCAAGAGAAGGUUGUGAAGCGGGAGGACCUCUUCAUCGUUAGCAAGCUGUGGCCCACCUUCUUUGAGAGAUCCCUUGUGAGGGAAGCCUUUCAGAAGACGCUUAAGGAUCUGAAGCUGCGCUAUCUGGACAUCUAUCUGAUUCACUGGCCACAAGGAUUACAGCCUGGGAAGGACAUUCUCCCCAAAGAUGACAAAGGCAAUGUCGUUGGAAGUAAAACAACAUUCAUGGAUGCCUGGGAGGUCAUGGAGGAGCUGGUGGAUGAGGGCCUGGUGAAAGCCCUUGGUGUCUCCAAUUUCAACCACUUACAGAUUGAAAGGCUCUUGAACAAGCCGGGACUGAAAUACAAACCAGUGACUAACCAGAUUGAGUGUCACCCAUACCUUACCCAGGAGAAAUUGAUCCAGUACUGUCACUCCAAGGGCAUCACUGUCACAGCCUACAGCCCCCUGGGCUCUCCAGAUAGACCUUGGGCCAAACCAGGUGACCCUUCCCUCCUAGAGGAUCCCAAGAUUAAGGCAAUUGCUGCAAAGCACAAGAAGACCGCAGCUCAGGUUCUGAUCCGAUUCCAUAUCCAGAGGAACCUGGCCGUGAUCCCCAAGUCUGUGACGCCAUCCCGCAUUAUUGAGAACAUUCAGAGUUUCUCAUUUGGAGGAUUAUCCCUUCAGUGAAGAAUAUUGAAGCUGAAUCUCUUGAUGGGAUUUCCCAGUGAGUCUUCUCUCCUCACUGAAGUGUUUCCCUCCCCAUCCAAGUCUUCUUUUAGCCAAACUUACCUGAAUCGUGCUUCGCCUGCCCUUGUGCGGCCAGAGUCUGGGCAGUGUUAUGUCUAGAUGCCUGUGUUCAACUACUACGGC